Messenger RNA from Syngnathus typhle (broad-nosed pipefish), 1708 nucleotides. RefSeq names its product ras-related protein Rap-2b. Lineage: Eukaryota; Metazoa; Chordata; Actinopteri; Syngnathiformes; Syngnathidae. Gene Ontology annotation, cellular component: plasma membrane. The coding region runs from base 289 to 840 and encodes 183 amino acids. Gene Ontology annotation, molecular function: GTPase activity; GDP binding; GTP binding. Gene Ontology annotation, biological process: Rap protein signal transduction; negative regulation of cell migration. The record is from RefSeq and is a predicted model, not a curated record. The transcript is spliced from 2 exons.
GAGAGGGGGAAACCAGCGCGGUGUGCUUACUUGAGCGAACAGUGAAGAAGCGAAGGGCGCAAGUACAACAACAGGCCGGCUGGUGUUAGCACUGACUCGACAUGUCACGACAUUAUUGUUGAGUGUGGCUCGGGAACAACCGAGCUUACCCCCCCCCGCAACCGUACACACACCCGGGAGCGGCGCUAAUUCGGCAGCCACGCCCCGUAAACCAGCGACUGGAGAGCCCCCUCCCCUCCGAAUACAACUGCUGGCGGCGAGGAAGCGAGGCUGCUCUCUCGGGGAACCAUGAGGGAGUACAAAGUGGUGGUCCUCGGCUCCGGAGGAGUCGGCAAAUCCGCGCUGACUGUCCAGUUUGUGACGGGGUCCUUCAUCGAGAAGUACGACCCUACGAUAGAGGAUUUCUACCGGAAGGAGAUCGAGGUGGACUCUUCGCCGUCCGUCUUGGAGAUCCUGGACACGGCAGGCACCGAGCAGUUCGCCUCCAUGCGAGACUUGUACAUCAAAAACGGCCAGGGCUUCAUCCUGGUCUACAGCCUGGUCAACCAGCAGAGCUUCCAGGAUAUCAAGCCCAUGCGGGACCAGAUCAUUCGGGUGAAACGGUACGAGAGGGUGCCCAUGAUCCUGGUGGGCAACAAAGUGGACCUGGAGGGGGAACGGGAGGUGUCGUCCGGCGAAGGCAAGGCGCUGGCGGACGAAUGGAACUGUCCCUUCAUGGAGACCUCGGCCAAGAACAAGACUUCGGUGGACGAGCUUUUCGCCGAGAUAGUCCGCCAGAUGAACUAUGCGUCCACGCCGAAUGGCGACGACCAGUGUUGUUCAUCCUGUGUCAUCUUGUAAAGGAAACUUUGGCGUCUUGCUCGCUUUUUUUUUUUUUGCAAUGUGUGUUGCAACAAGUGUGUCUUGUUGGCGUCUCAGCCUGGCCUCGGAGGAAAAAUGAAGAGGAAUGCUGCAGGGGUAACAAGACGAGGAGGACGAGGAGAGGGGUCCAUCCACUCUUCAGGAAUUCUGCUGGGUCAGAGAAUCUUUGCGGCGUGGUCCACAGUUGAGGUCUGAUCCAACCAGUUCUAGACCAUCAGGGAACUCAAAAUUUUUCCCUCAAGCACGAAGAAGAAAUAGACUUUGAAAAUAUAUUUUGUUAAUAACCACACUCAAACCUGGACGGGGUACAAAGUGAGUGUUUUUGUUCCAAAGUCUAACAAGUUGGUGGUGGAAUAACGCAACAACUCUUCUUGUUACAAGGAGAUCUUAACGGACUUGGCGUGAGGACCACCGCCUCGUGUCCAGUGCCUUUUUAAAAAAAAAAAAUUGAUCCCACCUCCAACACACUUCAACUGUUCCUGUUUAGUGCCAACACACCUCGGCGUGGCAUUAGAGGUGUUCUGUACCAGGACUGGUGCUCUUCUGUACGUUUGGGUCUUUUUGUUUUGGUUUUCUCCUUUGAGUUGACGGUGUUUAGCGCCCCGUCCAGUCUUGAAACGCACAGGUACUGGAACCAUUACGACAAUGGCACCCGACCCACUUGCAGACCUCUUCAAUCAAUCUUUGAUUUUGUUGGACAAGUGAUGAUGAUAAUAAUGUACAUGGUGUUGACAAAUCUAAUCCUGAUUGUAAAGUGAAUUUUGGACCAGCCUUUUAACUGUGGCCGGUCUGUUUUAAAAAAAAAAAAGAACUUUUAAUACAGAUGGCAUUUUUUAAAAAAACAAAA